AGCGUUCAGUGGCGAUCAUUAAAAUCGUCCAAAAUGGCGACUCACAUGUUGCGAAAAUCAUGUUAUAAUUUCCUUCGAUUUUCAACGCUACGACAGCACGCUGCACGACAAAUUUCAGUACUAGCAAACCGUAAUGUAUUUUCAAUCGACAGAAUCAAUAAACAGCCGCAUUUGGUGGAGAAUUCGCGAGUUUUUCGACCUCCUAUAUUGCAAGUGAAGUAUUUUAGCGAUGGGCCUGCUUUAACGGCGGCUGAGCUUGAACAGCGAACGCUCGAAGUUAUUAAGUCGUUUGAUAAAGUUGAUCCCGAUAAGGUGAGAAAAUAUGUAAACUUUAAGUGAACAAAUUUUUUUUCAAAACUAAAUUUGUACAUUGAAUAAUUUGUAUUUUUAAUUUAUUUGCACCCCCCCCCCCCGUCCUCAGGCCAGACUGCACAGUAGGGUAAGUGCACACUCGAGAAAUUUUGUCCAAUAACUUUUCACACUUGAAUAACUAUGCUUGUGCCUUCCUGGCAUUGAAUUGAAGAUUUUGGGCAACAAAAAGUUGGUUUUGGUCAAUUUGUAUUGUGAGGGAUAAAAUUGGUGGGGGAUAAAAUUUCCGGCAAAUUAGCGCAGUCAAAUUACCUGGUGAUGGAAAAAGCUCAUUCUUUAAACAAGACAUGUGUGACUUAAUUUUUUUUGUUGGUGGCUUACUGCUUAGCCCCCCUGUGAAAACUGUGAUGGUUGCUAAAGCCCCCCCCCCCCAAGUUUAAACUCAAUUAAGGAAUAUUUCAUUGACCACAAUGUUAGCAAUUUUGUUCACUUUGCCUUUUAGGCCAAAUAAAAAAAAUUGCUGGUUUCAGGUUUCACAGCCAUGUUUUAUAUGGGUAGGUAGGUCGGAAAAACAUUUUAUUUAAAAAAAUAUUUUAUAUCAAGUAUGCAAUAACAGGAUAACCCGUGAGCUACAUGUUUUUCACGAGAAAUAAACGCAUCAAGGCGUUUUCGUCUUUUUUCAGCAGUAGCUGCCAUUUCAGAUACGUUUUUAAUAUUUUAUUCAACUGUUCUUUGUGUAAAACUAUGAUUAACAUGACUGUAUGAUUAAAUUAUAAGCAAACAAAAUAAUUUGUAGAUAAACAAGUCUAAUGACUAUUUAUAUAUUCGGCUAUUUAAGAUCUCUACUGGGAAAAGUCAAUAAAAUGUUUAUGGUCGGUCAUAUUUUUUGACAGGUCGGUCGGAAACCUGAAACCAACUAUUAUUUUUAUUUGGCCUUAGGCAGUGAUCAAGAAUCUUCAUAUUAUUAUCUUAUUCUGAUCUUGCCCCCCUCCCCUAUGUUUACUUCUCAGGGGGUGUUAUAGCCCCCCCCCCCUUGUUCUAGUAGAUUUUGAAUUGGCUUUUGGAAUGCAUAAGGCCUCCCAUGACAAGUCAGACUCUUUCACAUUGUGGAUAUGUGGUCUCCCUUUGACAAGUAUCCCUGGCAUUAGACAGAGUAAAAUAAUAAAAUUAAUUUAUAAUGGCAUGCAAUGCAAUAGUUAAUUAAAGUGUAUUUUACUGUUCUAGGUAACAGUAGAUGCUCAUUUUAUUAACGAUAUGGGCUUGGAUAGCCUUGACGUGGUAGAUAUACUUAUGGCUUUUGAGGAUGAAUUUGGUAAGAUAUUGAGAGAGAUAUGACAGUCGUCUUUUACUGGUGCAAGUUAAAUUGGAACCACCCUUCACUUGUGUGACUAAGGGAAAUUUUAAUCAGAUUGGGAAGGGAAAUUAUAUGAUCACAUAACUUCACACUAUAGGUUUGAUGUCAAGUAUCUCAGGGAUGAAUCUGGUGGGAGAUGCUCAUUCAGUUUUGGUCAUGGUCCAGGGUGUGGCUGUUGACCACAAAGUGUAAUCACUUAUCACUAUAAGAAGCUACAGCAAAAAGGCACUAUUAAAAAUUUCACAAUCAUGUUACUAUCUCAUUUUGUCUGUAUUUUAAUUUUGUCUUUGUGAUUGCCUAAGUUCCAAAUUCAAAAAAUGGAUUGGAUAUGAAAAUUGACAACCCCUUGCUCCCCCCUCCCGGCAAGGCUUGGCAAGGCAAUCCAUCCCUGAAGCAUUUUUUCUGUGAACUAGGUGUGGAAAUUUCUGAUGAACAAGCAGAAAAGAUAUUCACUCCAAAGGAAGCGAUAGAGUUUAUGAAAACGUUUCUUGACAUCCAUGAUCAUUGAAAGGUAUAAUUCUAAUAGUGAUGUACCCAUGGCCAUAAAGUAAAUUAUGCAAUGUAUUUGUGUGUCACAGCCAUAUUUAUUUUGUUUUAUCCCUCUUUUGUAUAGGCUAAGAUAAUAUACAGAAUUCUUUUGAAAGAAGUUGAUAUUUUAUUGUUAUCUAUUUUAUAUCACAUAAAGCACAAAGCAUGGAUAAAAAGUUAUGGAUGAAAAAAGGACAACUAUACAGUAGUUAUAUUUGUAAUAAAGUAUUUGUGACAUGAUUGCCUUGAACCUUGUCAAUUACCAUUGUCAGUUUUUGGAGAGUAUAUCUGUCAUGGUGUUGGUGAUUUUAAAGAGCUCAAAAUGA
This is a messenger RNA of Paramuricea clavata, 2517 nucleotides long. NCBI's taxonomy places the organism in Eukaryota, Metazoa, Cnidaria, Anthozoa, Malacalcyonacea, Plexauridae. The record is from the annotation of a GenBank genome assembly.